AUGGACAGGCUUGAACGCCUCCUUUCGCGGCCAACGGCAAAGCCGUACAAGUCCAGAGACAUUGAGGCCUCCGAGGAAGUCUACCUCAAUGACGAUGGCCUUCUUGAGUUCGGCCCCGACGACAUUGAAAAUCCCAAGAACUGGUCGACCGCGCGCAGAUGGUACAUCACCGUGGUGUCUGUUGUCUUGGUCGUAAACGCCACAUUCGCCUCGUCGAGUCCAUCGGGAACCCUCGACGGCAUUUCGAAGGAUUUGCACGUCUCGACUGAGGCUGCUGGACUCGUUAUCACCCUCUUUCUUCUCGGAUACUGCGCUGGGCCGCUUAUUUUCGCGCCUCUGUCGGAAUUCUUCGGCCGCAGAUGGAUUUUCUACAUCACUUUCACGCUCUACCUGGCUUUCAACUUCCUCUGCGCCUUCACGCCCAACUUUGGGGGCCUCCUGGUAGGCCGGUUCUUGACGGGAACAUUUGCAAGCGCCCCUCUUUCAAAUGCUCCGGGUGUCCUGGCUGAUAUCUGGGGGCCUCUUGAGCGUGGAAAUGCCAUGGCUGCCUUCUCCAUGAUGACUUUCAUUGGCCCGUCUCUUGGUCCUGUCAUCUCGGGCUUUCUGGAGCUGAAAGAGGACUGGAGAUGGUGCUUCUACGUUCUUCUCUGGUUGGGAGGCGUUACUGAGUUGUUAAUGUUCACGAUUCCCGAGACCCUCCCAACUAUCGUACUUCGCAACAAAGCGAAGAGGAUCAGAGCUCUGAAGAUCCCGGGACAUGAAGACGUCAAGGCUCCUGUCGAAGUAACGGACAGGACGCUCGCAUCCAUGUUCCGUGUUUCUCUCACCCGGCCCUGGAGGAUUCUCAUCGAUCCCAUUUCGUUUGCAGUCGCAAUCUACCUCGCCGUCGUGUACGCCCUGCUUUACAUGCUCUUCACCAUUUACCCCAUCAUCUUCCAACAAAAGCGAGGCUGGAACUCGGGUGUCGGAGAACUGCCUUUAAUUGGAACCGCAAUCGGCGCCGUGAUAGGCGGCGGCAUCAUCUUCGCAAACACAGCACGGGACAAGAAAAAACUAGAAUCCGGUCACAAAUCCGUUCCAGAAGAUCGCCUGCCUGUAGCCAUGCUCGGCGGCGUCAUGUUCCCCGUGACCAUGUUCUGGUUCGCCUGGAGCGGAGAGUACAACAGCGUACAUUGGAUCGUUCCCGUCCUCGCCGGCGUCUUCCUCUCGACCUCCAUCCUGCUGAUCUUCGUCGCCUACCUCAACUACCUAACCGACACAUACCUCAUGUACGCCGCGAGCGCUCUGGCAGCAAACACCGUCAUCCGCUCAGCCGCUGGAGCCGCCGCGCCCUUGUUCACAGAGUACAUGUUCGAAGCGCUUGGCGUCGGUGGCGGCGGUUCGCUCAUCGCCGGUAUUGCGUGUCUGCUUGCGCCGAUUCCGUUUAUUUUCUACAAAUACGGCGGUCCGAUCCGCGAGCGGUCUAAAUUCGCACCUACGCCACCGAAGGCUGCCGAGGUCAAGGAGGAAGCCCGAGGAGACUGA
Ascochyta rabiei is the source of this 1524-nucleotide messenger RNA. RefSeq lists its product as uncharacterized. The coding region runs from base 1 to 1524 and encodes 507 amino acids. Gene Ontology annotation, molecular function: transmembrane transporter activity. Gene Ontology annotation, biological process: transmembrane transport. Lineage: Eukaryota; Fungi; Ascomycota; Dothideomycetes; Pleosporales; Didymellaceae. The transcript has a single exon. The record is from RefSeq and is a predicted model, not a curated record.